Messenger RNA from Serinus canaria (Common canary), 565 nucleotides. RefSeq names its product feather beta keratin-like. The record is from RefSeq and is a predicted model, not a curated record. Gene Ontology annotation, molecular function: structural constituent of cytoskeleton. Bases 90 to 401 code for a protein of 103 amino acids. The transcript has 2 exons. Lineage: Eukaryota; Metazoa; Chordata; Aves; Passeriformes; Fringillidae. Gene Ontology annotation, cellular component: intermediate filament.
AGGCCCAGAGCCUCUCUCACUCACACACUUCUCCUCAAGCCUUCUCCUCCUGCUCCUGCCGACAACCAGGCACCCUCCACCUCACACCCAUGGCCUGCAACAACCGCUGCAGUCCCUGCGGACCCACCCCGCUGGCCAACAGCUGCAACGAGCCCUGUGCCCUGCAAUGCCAGGAUUCCCGUGUCAUCAUCGACCCUUCCCCUGUGCUGAUCACCCUGCCAGGACCCAUCAUGACCUCCUUCCCUCAGAACACCGCCGUCGGAUCCACCUCCUCUGCUGCUCUGGGCACUGAGCUCAAUGCCCAGGGACAGCCCAUCUCUGGUGGAUUUGGCUUUGGUGGCUUUGGCUAUGGCCUGGGAGGCCUGGGCUGCUAUGGCAGAAGGGGCGGCUACAUCUGCUAAGGGCCCUCAGCACCACCCCUGACACCACCAGCUCUGGCCUCUGGAAACAGCUCCUGCAAGCAAAGCACCUUGGCCCAUAGUUGCCCUACUUGCACCCCACCUUGCAUCCCUUCAAGUUCUCUCCCUUGCCUUUUAAUUCUUUUGCCUCAAUAAAGACUUCCUGC